AUGGGCUCAGUCAACAACUGCAACUACACAGUCUGGCCUGGAAUUCUCUCAAACGCAGGCGUCCCACAACUCUACACUACAGGCCUAACUCUCCAGCCAGGCCAAUCAGAAACUCUAUCAGUUCCAUUCUCCUGGGGAGGCCGCCUAUGGGGUCGAAGUUUCUGCACCCAAGAGCCCUCAGGCAAGUUCACAUGCCUCACCGGCGAUUGUGGCUCAUCUACGGUAGAGUGCUCUGGCAAUGGUGCUGCAUUGCCUGCUACCCUUGCCGAGUUCACUCUAAACGGUGCUAACGGGCUCGACGUCUACGAUGUCAGUCUUGUUGAUGGCUAUAACCUCCCUAUGCUUGUUACCCCACAAGGUGGCCAGACUGGACAAGGAAAGUGUACGUUCACUGGCUGUAUUAAGGACUUGAACCCUUCUUGUCCUGCAGAGCUUAAGGUUGCUGCCAAUAAUGGAGAGAAUGUUGUGGCAUGUAAGAGUGCUUGUUCUGCGUUUGGUGACCCGAAAUAUUGUUGCUGUGGGGCAUAUUCGAAUCCUGAUACUUGCAAACCCACAUCUUACUCUGAAAUCUUCAAGACUGCCUGCCCGAGAGCUUACAGCUAUGCUUACGAUGAUCAGACCAUUACUUUUACUUGUGCUGGUGCCGAUUAUGUUAUCAGUUUCUGCCCUUCCCCUUCCUCUUCCACUUCCUCCAGCUCUGCAGCUACACCCAUCGUCACCCCAAGGCAGAAGUCCGGGAAAAUACCUGGUCCAGAAGAUCGAACACUCGUCUUUGCUGGUUCUCAUGGUAUAUCAUUACACUCCAUUGGUGGUGCCAUCAUUACUGUAGCAGCAAUGUUGCAACUGUGCCGGCUACGUGCUGAUUGA
This is a messenger RNA of Dovyalis caffra, 867 nucleotides long. NCBI's taxonomy places the organism in Eukaryota, Viridiplantae, Streptophyta, Magnoliopsida, Malpighiales, Salicaceae. The record is from the annotation of a GenBank genome assembly.